AUGAGAUUAGUUGGUGUCUGUUCAUGGACAGAGGACCAAUGGUCCUGGCCUGAGAUGGGAGGGUGCCACAGCAAGAAAGUUGUAAUCCCAGACUUUGAAACCCCAGUGAGAUGCAGGUCGAUGUUUGGAAGUUACCAGUCGGAUAUACGAUCACAAAACCGAACACUGGAAAACUCACCAAUGAGUGGACAGACGGCUGCGUUUACUUUGGAACAGCUGGAGCACUUGGAGAUUUGCCUGAAGGAAGCAGAAGAAAAGGCUAAAGUUCUAUUGGAACAGCUUUUAGCCUCUGAAGAAGCAAAAUCACAACUGCUUAAGAAAAUUUCCCUGCUGGAAGAAAGGCUGGAGUCUGUGGGCCAGAAGAGGACCAGUGGACCGUCCUAUGAAAACAUGGUUCUAGAGAAAGACAAGUGCAUCGAGAAGCUGCAAGCUGAGGUAAAAGCCUCCCAAGAGAAACUUACAGCCCAUAAACUAAAGCACAAAAAGACAGUGAAAAAGCUACAAACUGAUUUGGCAAUAGCUAAGCAAGAGGCGGCCAUUACUGUCCUGGAACUCAAUGAGAAGAUAAAGACACUCUGUGAAGGAAGGUCUUUCUCUAGAGCAUCCAACUCAGUGGAAGUGCUCUGUGACGGUCUCCCACCUGUGGAGGAAGGUGACAGAAAGAUUAGCCUGAUUAUGGAGCUGUCCACCCAGCUUUCCCUGCAAACUGAGAAGAUCAAUCAGCUCGAAGAAGUUUUAGCAGAAAAGGAACAGAAGAUUGAGGAGCUGGUCACUAAGCACAGUGGCCAGCUGUCCCAAGAGGAAGCAAACCUUACAGAAAAUUUACAAGAACUCCCCGCUGAGUGUGAUGAUAGGAGUGUUCCUGUGGCCUCUGAUGAGAAGUUGUAG
Molecule: messenger RNA, 888 nt
Organism: Phodopus roborovskii (desert hamster)
Lineage: Eukaryota; Metazoa; Chordata; Mammalia; Rodentia; Cricetidae
Gene: Ccdc192
Product: coiled-coil domain containing 192
Exons: 7
Coding region: 1-888 (295 amino acids)
Source: RefSeq, a predicted model, not a curated record